UUUUAUGUUGUGUCAAUUUUAAAUUGUCAAUGUCUGCACGCCAGUCAACUUUAGGGUAAAGCUUAGUUAAGGAUUGUCCGAAUUGGGUCGAGCAUGAAGCUCCAAAACUGUCCUCCCUAAUUCGAGUGGGAAAAGGAUAAAAUCGUCAAACAAAAAGGAUUCCCAACAACACGCCCGAUAAAUCUAUUUCAACUUGUCUUCUUCAUUGUUCACGUAACAAUCGCUCUUUGCCGUUAAAGUCUGGUACUUGGAACAUACUGUAUUUUCUCUCACACUAAUGGAAAUGGAAAUUGAAGCCUUUGAAAAUGGAAAUGACACUACCGUUACCGAAAUCAACGACCCAUCCACAGAAGAAGGCGGCGAUGAGGACCGCGACGAUUUGGCGGUCAGAGGGCGAGCGCGAAGAGAGCGAGUGAAGGGGCCGUGGUCGCCUGAGGAAGAUGCGAUACUAAUUGAACUUGUGAGCAAGUUCGGGGCGAGGAAUUGGAGCUUGAUUGCGCGUGGAAUCGUCGGUCGUUCUGGCAAGUCGUGUCGGCUUCGUUGGUGUAAUCAGCUUGACCCUGCCGUUAAGCGCAAGCCAUUUACUGAUGAGGAGGAUCAGAUGAUAAUUUCGGCACAUGCAGUACAUGGGAACAAAUGGGCAGUAAUAGCAAGGCUUCUACCUGGAAGAACAGAUAAUGCUAUUAAAAACCAUUGGAAUUCCACAUUACGGCGUUGGGGCAUGGAUCUUGGUGGAAUAAAACCAGAAUCUGAAAAUAUGGUGGAAGAUGCUAGCUUGGACAAAACCAAGGGAUCAUCUGAAGAAACUUUAUCUUGUGCAGAGGGUAGUUCAUUCAGAUCCCUGGAAGGAAAAGAUGUAAGCUCUUUGGAAAAGGUAGAUAAUCAAUUUAAGGGCAAAGCACUAACAGGGAUUCAAUCUAGUCAUGAAUCAAUUGAACCACCUACUCUUUUCCGUCCUGUGGCCCGUAUUGGUGCUUUUAAUGUUUAUAAUAAUGUGGAUGCACCAGAAAUUGUUUCACCAUGUUCAAGGACAGUUCCAAUGCUUGAAGGAGUUUACACUGAACGUUUAGUGCCUCUACAUUGUGGUCUUGGCUGUUGUGGAACUCAAAAUGGUAGAAAUCAAAAUAUUUCUUUGCUGGGGCCAGAGUUUGUGGAAUUUUCAGAACCUCCAUCUUUUCCAAAUUAUGAAUUGGCUGCACUAGCCACUGAUAUAAGUAACCUUGCAUGGCUGAAAAGCGGAUUGGAAAAUAACAGCAUCAGAGAUAUGGAUGAUGCAGCUGGUGGUACAGCAUCUCAUAGAUCUCAAGUGCUCAUGGGACAUUUUGAAGAGAGCGGAACAAGUGAUUAUUUACGUAUUGAAGAGAAGAACAAGAAGUUAAUGGGCAGAAUGACCAACUUGCUGUCAAUAUAAAAUAGGAGGCAAUCCUACUUCCAGCCUCCAGGUUGAGACAUUGCCAUGGCCUUGUAUGUAUUAUUGUGUAGAAGCCUAGAAGGCUGUCAGAAAAAUGAUGAAAAAAAGUAGUUCAGGCUUUUCAAUGGCCUCUUAAUUAACUUGGGAGUGGUGCAGGGAUGGUAUCCUGGUUUCUUCUGUAUUUGAUUUUGAAGUAAACAUCAUCCGGUACUGAACUAUAACAAGGGCUUCAUUGUUUCAAGGUCAUUGCAAUGCUUGACCCAGAUACUUAAAAUGUCAUACUGGUUGAUAAAGUUGAUAGAGGGGAUCUUGUUUACAGAAUUUUACAAAGCCUGUUAACAUCCCUUUACCAGCAUGAAUUGAUGGCAAAGCUUGGAACCAUGGAUUACUUUCUGAUUACUACUCUUCAUCUUUUUUGUUGUGUAUGUAGUUGUUUUCUAAUGAAGUUUUCAUUAACUUUCUUGGGAUCAAGAAUGUCUUCCCUAGAAACCACAUUGGCCUUAUAAUCUCAUUUUACCA
Durio zibethinus is the source of this 1930-nucleotide messenger RNA. RefSeq names its product transcription factor MYB1-like. The record is from RefSeq and is a predicted model, not a curated record. Gene Ontology annotation, cellular component: nucleus. NCBI's taxonomy places the organism in Eukaryota, Viridiplantae, Streptophyta, Magnoliopsida, Malvales, Malvaceae. Gene Ontology annotation, biological process: regulation of DNA-templated transcription. Gene Ontology annotation, molecular function: DNA-binding transcription factor activity, RNA polymerase II-specific; RNA polymerase II cis-regulatory region sequence-specific DNA binding.